Ctenopharyngodon idella (grass carp) is the source of this 7075-nucleotide messenger RNA. RefSeq names its product bone morphogenetic protein receptor, type II b (serine/threonine kinase) (gene bmpr2b). Gene Ontology annotation, molecular function: ATP binding; transforming growth factor beta receptor activity. Gene Ontology annotation, cellular component: plasma membrane; signaling receptor complex. The coding region runs from base 855 to 4076 and encodes 1073 amino acids. NCBI's taxonomy places the organism in Eukaryota, Metazoa, Chordata, Actinopteri, Cypriniformes, Xenocyprididae. The record is from RefSeq and is a predicted model, not a curated record. The transcript has 13 exons. Gene Ontology annotation, biological process: protein phosphorylation; cellular response to growth factor stimulus; vasculature development.
AAAGAGAGAGAGAGAGAGGUGGGGGUGGAGGAGGAGGACUGACUGCCCUUCAUCUGUCUGCUCUAGGCGGAGCUGAAGUUACCGAGUGCGGCUGCGGGAGCUCAACACGAUCCGCGGGGCGAUAAUCAUCCACACCGGGAGAAAUGCGUUAAUUUACCUGAGCAGACUCUGACCCACGAUCAGUUUACCGACCAUCAUCGACUAAGACUCACUGCGCUGUUUAUUAAAGGCCUCUGUCGCUUUGGAUUAGACUAAAUGUCUCUUCUCUUCGACCGUUUGAACCGACCGAUGGGUUUGACGCCUUCUGCCUUAGAUUUACUUCAUUUCAGAUACAUUAUUUCAGUGUUAAUGCAGGAAUAAAAUAGGAUAAAGCCGGGAAAUGUCGGACAUGUCGUCAGCUCGUGAAGCUAAACAUCGACUGAAGCGGACUGACACGAAGAAACCUGACCCAUAUUGAGAUACUGCUCGAGCAUCUGGACCAGAACCAAAUAGAUAGAAACUAAAUCUUGUUUAUAAACGCAGAUAACAACCGAGACGUGAUCACAGCAGGUUUGAGCCCUCUCUCAAAAGGCUGAAGACAUGCGAGGCAGUGGAUCACAUACAUUGCAUGAAGUAUAAUCGCUCAAAUUCCGAACCAGCAUGGAGAAAAUGCGUUUAUAAUCUAUUGAUCAAAGCACACACAAACCCAAAGGUAUCUAAAACCAUGCAUUGCCUCCCAAAUCUUCAUCUGCACGUUUCAUAUCGGACUAUUCCCUCCGAGCACAUGAGCUUGAACUUCGGUCGAUAAAGAAGAGGGGGAAAAAAAGAAAAUCAACUGGAACUUUUUUUUUGGAGCUGAACCCAGAAGCAUCAGGAUGAGAGUGCGGAUCCUAAACCGAACAUCAGUACUGUCACUGGGGCUGUGCUCGAUGCUUCUGCUCAGUGCUGUGGCCGCUGCUCAGAGUGAGGAGAGAGAGCGGGAGUGUGCUUUUAAUGACCAGCACCAGCAGGUGGAUGAACAGAGUGUGGCUGGUGACUGGCACAUCACCAGAGAAAAUAACACCAUCCUGUGCAGCAAGAGCAGCCGCUGCUACGGCCUCUGGGAGAAAACACAUGACGGCGAAAUCCGACUGGUCAAACAAGGCUGUUGGACUUACAUUGGCGACCAGCAGGACUGCCAUGACGACCGUUGUGUGGUUACCACCACGCCAUCGCAGAUACAGAACGGCACCUACAGAUUCUGCUGCUGCAGCACCAACAUGUGCAACGUCAACUUCACAGAGAACUGGGUGCCUAGCCCUACCAAGACCAGCCCCCAAGAUCAACAGCCUUUACACAGAGAUGAGGCCAUCUUCAUUGCCCUCGCGUCUGUCUCCAUAGUAGCGGUCCUGAUUGUGGCACUGUUGUUCGGCUAUCGCAUGAUGAUGGGCGAGUGUAAACAAGGCCUGCACAACAUGGACAUGAUAGAGGCCGCACCAUCAGAACCAUCUCUGGAUUUAGACAGUUUAAAACUACUGGAAUUGAUUGGUCGAGGGCGCUAUGGUUCUGUCUACAAAGGAUCUCUUGAUGAACGCCCGGUUGCUGUAAAAGUUUUUACCUAUGCCAACCGGCAAAACUUUGUGAAUGAGCGCUCCAUCUACCGAAUCCCUCUUCUGGAGCAUGAUAACAUUGCUCGUUUUAUCGUUGGGGAUGAGCGUCUCACGGCAGAUGGGCGGAUGGAGUACCUGCUGGUCAUGGAGUACUACCCUCAUGGUUCUCUGUGCCGGUACCUGAGUCUGCACACGUUGGACUGGGUGAGCUGCUGUCGUCUGGCACAUUCGCUCACGAGAGGACUGGCCUACCUUCACACUGAGCUCCUGAGAGGAGAUUUAUAUAAACCUGCCGUGUCACACCGGGAUCUAAACAGCCGUAAUGUUCUGGUGAAGAACGAUGGCACGACGGUGAUCAGCGAUUUUGGUCUGUCCAUGAAACUGACAGGAAAUCGCCUCGUACGGCCUGGUGAAGAGGAAAACGCUGCCAUCAGUGAGGUGGGCACAAUCCGCUACAUGGCCCCGGAAGUGCUGGAGGGAGCGGUGAACCUCAGGGACUGUGAGUCGGCUUUAAAACAGGUGGACAUGUAUGCCAUCGGCCUCAUCUACUGGGAAACCUUCAUGAGAUGCACUGACCUUUUUCCAGGGGAGGCAGUGCCAGAAUACCAGAUGGCCUUCCAGGCCGAGGCGGGGAACCACCCCUCCUUUGAGGACAUGCAGGUGCUGGUGUCCAGAGAGAAACAGAGACCAAAGUUCCCAGAAGCCUGGAAGGAGAACAGCCUGGCUGUGCGCUCUCUGAAGGAGACUAUGGAGGAUUGCUGGGAUCAGGACGCAGAGGCUCGUCUGACGGCCCAGUGUGCAGAGGAACGUAUGGCAGAACUGCUGCUGAUCUGGGAGAGGAACAAACCUGUCAGCCCCACCAUCAAUCCCAUGAGCACAGCGCUGCAGAACGAGAGGAAUCUCACCCAUAGUCGCAGGGUUCCCAAAAUGGGCUCUUAUCCAGAUUACUCUUCAUCCUCUUACAUUGAGGAUCAUGAGGGCAUGGUGAAGAACCUCCCAGGUGACGUCUCAACAUCUGGGACUUCCUCUGUGGCUGGCAUGGCCAUGAGCGGCAUUAGCAGUGGCGUGACAGCGACAGGAGAGAAGAACAGAAACUCCAUCAACUAUGAGAGACAGCAGGCUCAGGCACAAGCUCGGCUGCCCAGCCCAGAGACCAGCGGCACUAGCCUGUCCGCCACGACCACUACGACGGGCCUCACACCCAGCACCAUCAUGACCACCAUCUCUGAAUCAGGCCACUCAGAGGAAGCAGGGGCCGGAGGAAGUGUACCAGUGUGCCUGCAGCUCACAGAAGAAGACCUGGAGACCACCAAACUGGACCCCAAAGAGGUGGAUAAGAACCUGAAAGAAAGCUCUGAUGAGAACCUGAUGGAGCAUUCGCAGAAGCAGUUCAGCGCUCCCGACCCGCUCAGCUCGGGCAGCUCCAGCCUCUUGUACCCACUUAUCAAACUUGCUGCGGAAGUGACCGGAGGGUCCGGGUCCGGUGGCCAGGCCGAUUUCGGGGUGGGCAGCAGUGGAAUGGGCGACGCUCCUGCAGCUAUGUUCCCACUCCCCAAACAGCAGAAUCUCCCCAAGCGGCCCACCAGCCUGCCCCUCAACACCAAAAAUCCCGGCAGGGAGUCCUCUUCGUCACGCCUGAAGUUCGGCAAGCACAAGUCCAACCUGAAGCAGGUGGAGACGGGCGUAGCCAAGAUGAACACUGUAGUGGCCGUCGAGCCUCACUUGGUCACCGUCACUAACAAUGGACCCAGUGUCCGUAGCGGCGUCGGAGUGGUCGUUGUUAACGGAUAUGGUGGGGUCAAUGGUGCCGGUUCCUCUGAUGCAUUUGGGAACACGAACCCAGCCGGGCCACAGGGUGAGGGCAGUGCCCCUCUGCUCCAGAGCCAGCUGAGUGGAGAAGACAGCCGUCUCAACAUCAACAUCAACUCCAGCCCAGACGAACACGAGCCCCUGCUGAGGAGAGAGCAGCCGGCCCCGCGUGAUAACUCCGGCCGCACCAACUCAAAUAACAACAACAGCAACAUCCACACGAAUGCCUCUGCCACAGUUCGUACGUUAGCUCCUGCAGAUGCCCAGAUUGAGACUUUAACCUGCUCUCUGGGGGCACCAGACGGAAGGGCUGAUGGGGUUCCACUGAGACAGCCUAAACCCAGGAGACCUGAGCGGCCAAACUCACUGGACCUGUCAACAACUUCCCAGGAUUCAUCUCUCUUGGAUGAGGCCGUGUCACAAGAGGGAAAAGCUGGAUCAGCUGAGAAGAUAAAGAAGCGUGUGAAGACACCUUAUUCUUUGAAAAGAUGGCGUCCUUCCACUUGGGUUGUCUCUACAGAAACCCUGGAUGGAGAGGUCAACAAUAAUGGGCACAGCCAGCAGACGGGGAUGGCAGUGACUGGAGGUGGCCACCCAAGUUCUGGCCAAUCAAAAUCCAGCAUCGCUGUGUUCCUGGUCAGCGGCGGAACCGCGACCGCCACUCUAACCUCCGACCCACCAGAUAUGACCUGCCUGUGAACUCACAUCUCUGCUUUUCCUCUGAGGAAGAGCCCAGAUCAGACUUUGAACACAAGAGGGGUUUGUCUAUGCUAUCGUGCUCCAAGAACUAAUCCAGUUGAUGACGGAAAGAAAUACAAAAAAUGUUUUUGUAAAGCAGACUCUUGACGGGAUGUAAUUUGGCAAGCACUUAACGUUGUCGAACUUCUCCGACUUGUUUUGAAGAAAUCGCUUUAAACCGAACCCAGCUAUGCAGCAACAUUGGCAUAAAAUGCUUCCAUUUGUUUUUGUUGUUUCAUUUUCAAUUAAGUAUGAUUGUUUUUAUGGUUGUUCUAUCAUUUGUUGCACUUUUUUUGUAAGUAAUCUUAAUCACAGAUCCUCCGACCAGGCUGGUCUUAAAACUGAAAAAUGUAAACGACAAUUUGUUGAUUUAACAAUCAUGGUAGAUUGGAUGAAAUUGAAAUCAUGUCCAUCUAAAAAAAAAAAAAAAAAAAAAAAAUCUCAUUUGAGAUGAAAAAAGGCAGUGGUCUUUAAGACAGGGUUGACUGCAUCUUUAAUACAUUUUAAUCCACAGUACAUUCAUAUGUUUUAUAUUUGUUGUAUGUUUCUAUGUACUCUUUUUUUUUUUUUUUUAUCAUAUUUUGAAAUGUGCAAUAGACUUUAGCUUUGAGGUGCUCCAUAAGACAAUUUAAUUUUGCCAUGUUUUUGCCGCAUUUGUUUCUUUCUUGUCUUUAGUUCAAUAUUUAGAAGCUCUGUGCUUAGCAGUGGCAAUCCUGUGUCCAUUCGGCCACCCCGACUGCAUUUGAGAAACAUCGUACAAAUGACAAUCCCACACCUUUUCACCAAUCCCAUCAUUCUUGAAAAGGGAAGUAAACAGAAAAUCUUGGGGUGUUUUGAUUCAAGUACUGGAAGUUCUCAAUGGACAACUUCUCACAAGCUUCAAGGAGGACAGUAGUUUUUUCUGUUACACUACAAGUCAGGCAUCAACCUGGACUUUCUGCUGGAAAUCAUGCUCUCUGAAAACACUGAAUAAUCAAGUCCCUCUCUGCACACGCUCAGUGCAGUUUUACCUCUGUCAGAGUGUAUGUAAAUGUGUAUGUAUGGGUCUAUUUCUGCUUAACGGAGCUCCUCAGAUCACAUCAGUCAAAUGAGACUUUCAACUUCCUGUUGCUGCCAGGACGGUGGACGAUGCUCUGCGUGCUUCAGAAAGCGAACACACACAUACAUACGCCAUGAACAAAAUAUAUACAGUAUGUACAGACUGAAGCUCACAGCUAGCUACUUUAGUUCGGUUUUAGCUUCUGUUAAAGAUAAGCUCAAGUGACAUGACAGUGUACAAUAAGAAAUCAUGAUUUUAUCCAUUUUAGCUAUUUCUGAAGUUAUUUUUUUUUCUUCUUUAUUUUUUUAAGUGUUUAAUUUAUGUAGUACCCACGCUCUGGGUUUAUUAUUCUCAUGAAACUGAAUCAGUAAGUUGUUUAUAAUCAUGUAAAAUUAUCUUAUUUGAAUGAUACUUUCAAUCAAAUACAUUGAAAACACAUGUGGUUUUGCCUUUCUUUUUCAAGUCAAUCAUGAUUGACACUUUCAGAAUGGUCAAGUUUAAGUGUCACAUCCUACUUUUGAAAUCAUCUAAUCAUCAUUUUAAGAGCAGUUGAUGUUUUUACCAGCCAUGACAUGGGCCUCAUAUUUUGUUGCCUUUUGUGGAAAACUGUGGACACGAGCCAUUUAAAUUAUUACAUGGUGAUGAGGAAAAUUCCCUCAUACAGCAAGGCCCUGCUUGCCAAGAAAUGAAGAUAGUAUGCAUUUAAUCAGAAAGCGCUUACUGUGCUGUAUGCAUUUUCUAUAAUGAGUGCGAGGAUUAACCAAGAUUUGGCACAAGCCAGCAUUAUCUUUGGACUUUGACCACUUCAGAGUGGGGAACUUUCAAAAAGUCAUCUGAUUUUUUCCCCUCCACUGGUUUUUUCUGUCUGUAAAUAAGGCUAUGCAGUGGAGGUUCAAUUCUAACGCCCUCUUUCUAAACGAAUCAGUGCUUCAGUCUGACUUUUGUAUAUGUUUGUAAUAUAGGCUAAUCUCUGUAGUGUAAAUACACAGUGCAUUUGUAUGCACAUAUACAGACUCUUCAUCUGUUGCUUUGGGACCAAGAACAACGCUAAAUCACUGUGAGAUUUAUCUGAAGAUAAACACAGUAAUGUCAGACUGUUCUCAGUUAGAUACGCCAGUGUGAAUGCUGGAGUCAACCAGAACGGAAAUGAGGAAUGAUAGCAUAAUAAAUGCCAUAAAAACAAACCUCCAAUUCUGAUUUGAAUAAAAAUGAACAAACGUUUAUGCUUUUAGACCAAAGUGUUGUGGUUAAAACAUGCUGAGCUGAGUCAUUUGAAGUGUAGUUUGUUCUGAAGGACUGUCCAUCUGCUACUUGUUAAUAAUGCAAGAUGUUUACACCAGAGCCAUUGUCCAGUUUUACAGCAUGCUGAUGAAUACCGAAUCAUUUACAGAUAAUACUCUACAAAACAUGCAUAAAUGCCUUGUUUAUAUUUGAAGCAGGCCUUGAGAAGUCUGACGUUUAUAAUUCAGUCAGGUUGCAGGAGUGUUUUAACCAAACUCUUUAAAGUUUAAAUGAAUCAGUAACUCAAUCCUACAGCGAUUGGAACUCGUUACAAAACCAAACACGAAAAUGGCUAACAAUGUGUCCUCAUAAAACACAAACUUGGAGUAUCAGCUGUAUAUUGGGGUGUGUAUGAGUGAAUGAAUGAAGGGUCUGUUGACAAGCUGCUGUUUUUCUUUUUUACUUUUGAGUUCAUAUUGAAGUUUUCGUUUGGCCCCUGCAUAGACGGAUGUUCAAAAAAGCCACUGACAUGUUUUCUAUUACAGCUUGUAAAGUAAGCACUUUGAGAAAAAGAACAAAUGAUAACUCAUGCUUUUAGUCUAUUCAGAAGAUGUUUUAAAAUGCCAUUUAGAAAAUAAAGCUUGCUGUACAACCCCUGCGUUACUCAGUUGAUUAAAGAUUAUAUUAAUGAAAACCUGUA